This is a messenger RNA of Gastrolobium bilobum, 1242 nucleotides long. Its product is annotated as protein DELETION OF SUV3 SUPPRESSOR 1(I)-like. The record is from RefSeq and is a predicted model, not a curated record. The transcript has 7 exons. NCBI's taxonomy places the organism in Eukaryota, Viridiplantae, Streptophyta, Magnoliopsida, Fabales, Fabaceae. Gene Ontology annotation, biological process: mRNA export from nucleus; double-strand break repair via homologous recombination; proteasome assembly. Gene Ontology annotation, cellular component: proteasome complex; proteasome regulatory particle, lid subcomplex. The coding region runs from base 815 to 1015 and encodes 66 amino acids.
AAGGCCAAGUUAAUUUUUUUUUCUCAAAUGUCACUCACUCUUUCAUUUUUUUUAUGUGCCUCGUCUUUCUCUUUUCUCUGUAUUUCUGCAUCCACCACCGUGAUGAAGAAGAGCAGAUCUCGCCGGCGAGAACACUCUGAUCUUCAAGCUCUGAGAAGACCGUCGUCUUCAAGCUCUGUAUUUCUUUCUUUCUCUCAAAUUAUUUUUGUUUUUUAAUUUAAAUUAUUUUGACGAUUUUCUUAGCUAAAAUUUGGGGUUUUUGUUUGAUUCGUUUGUAGCAAAGCCAGUAUAUAUCGGUUAUACAAAGAGGGUAACCAAUGAAGAAGCGAGGUGCAGCACAAUGAAGUUCAUGGAUGUUUGAGGUUGGAGACACCAAGCUUAAAACUAUCAGGCUUCUUCUUAAUAAUAUCCAUCAGCAUCUUACUAACAGAAUCAAUUGAUGGGAUUUGCUGAAGGGAAAUGACCUGUUCACAAGGGAAAUAUUGAUCAAGAAGGAACAUGGUGAAUGGCUUCCUCCAACAUAGACACUAUGUCCAUCGUACUCUCACCAGGGACCAUACUCUGCAAGAUCUUGAACCUGUCACUGAUUCUAUGCCUUCUUUCUCUUGCUGCUACGCUUUGUGGUUCAGUGGAAACCUUCACUCCCUUGUUUUUCUUCCCACCCUUUUUCUCCUUGCUCUUGUUUUCCCUUAAGGAUGACCAUGCUGAUGAGGUGAAAACUUGUGGAGAUUGAUGCUGACUUGUCAGACUUGGCGUUCGAAACUAGUCAUGUUAUGUCACUCAUAAAUCCUGCCAACACCUACAUGUUUUAUCUAUGGCGACCGAACCACAAGCAGCCACCGAGGACGUCAAGAUCGAUCUCUUCGAAAACGAUGAUGAGUUUGAAGAGUUUGAAAUCAAUGAAGAGUGGGACGACAAGGAGGAAGGGAAAGAAGUGACUCAACAUGACGAUGUUAGCGAUGAUUUCUCUCUUCAGCUGAGGAGGGAGUUGGAGAACAAUGUUGAUAAGAAUUAAACCACUUGAUGUUACUAUUCCUUGAUAUGACGCAUGCGUUGAUAUGACUUGGGUGUUUGAGCUUUAGAUGUUUUCUUGCCUGCAAAACAAAUGAAAAAUAUGCCUUGUUAGUAAGGAAGUGUAAGACAGUAAGAACAUAACAUAAGGACAUAAUUCUUCUAUUCUUUCUUAAAUAGCAUCUGGAUAGAAGUUAUUGAGUGCUUGUAAUUGAACUGAAUUCUUUCUAA